GCACUGCUGCUGCUUCAGCUCUUAGCAAACUUAUUAAAAAUGUUUUAAUUCGUGCAAAAUAAGCCACGAAAAUUGUACAAAAACGUGUUAAAGUUAAAGCAAAGUGUUUGUUUAAUAAGGAAAUGUUAAAAUCUAGUCGGGAGAAGCAAAGAUGGCUGCUUUUCAGCUUGUGGAUGUGGAUGGCGUCAGCAGGCGACGUCAUGAGUGGAGUGGGAGUGGGUGGGGGAGUGGGAGGGGGUACAGGUACAACGACAACACAGAAUGCAUUGUUAGCCGCAGGUAAACAACAACAACAACAAGAAAACAAACAAUUGCCAGUUUGUAGUCGAAUGUUGAGACACGUCUUUGAGAAUGCAACGCCAAGAGACGAACAGCAAGCGGGAAUCUUUGUGGAAUACAAACCGGAAGUGGGACAAGUGCUGGAUGAGGAGACAUAUCUCUGGAACUGUCUGGAAGCAUGCUGUGAAAAGUCACAGUUACAAACACAGUCGCAGUUACAGUCGCAGUCACAGAACCAGUCACAAGUCACUGCUUGCAAUGUUGUGCUAGUUUUCAAGAGUAAAUGCUAUCACAUCCACUGUGCCAGUAAUGAGGCCUGUCUACCGAAGCCUCUCUCCCGCGAGCGUGACAAUGACAAGGUGCAAAUGGUGCUCGUCAAUCCCGUGGGAGAUUCAGCCAAGACCUGGACGCAACUGCUCAAGUCCACCAAACAGCAGGCGGAGAUUUUACCCUACGAUUCCGCGGCUCUCAACUUUUGGAAACAACCACGACGUCUGGCAUUUCAAGAUAGCAAUGCCUACGAUGAUGAUGAGUUUCCCAUAGCGGAGAAGCGCAUGAAACAGUUGCUGAUGCAACAGCCCGAAGAUAACGAUGAGGAUUUGAGUUAUUAUGGCGGGUCCGAUGCGAAAUUCCUGAGCUGUGAUCUGGACACACCCUGUCCACUGCAGGAGCAGUGUGUGCCGCUCCAGAAUGCAGUGACGGGUAUAUGCCGAUGUAAGCAUGGAUUCAUGAGGAAUAAGCAGCUGAAAUGUGUGAUGCCUGUGGUGCCGUACAGUGCCUACAGUGAGGUCAUCCCGGAGGAUGCACAGGAGGCAGCUGCCAGCGAGAAUGUGCCAGAGAUUGCUGUGGUGCCGCUACCAGGGAAACAGGAGGCCAGCAAGAUUAUUGUUGUCUCUGUCAUGUCCAAGGAUGUGCAGUUGCCGGAGCAGGAGGUGACCCUCGCCGCCUUCACAGUUCCCGAUGAGCAGACGAGUGGCACCAAAUACAAAUAUCUGUGGACACUGAUAUCACAGCCCAAGGGACCCAUGAAUGGCACCAUUUCGGAUCAGAGCAAGUCAAAGGUGAAGUUGUCGAAUCUCUCGGAGGGAUUGUACACAUUUAAAGUGACUGUGACCGGAGAUAAUGGCACCUUUGGAGAGGCAGCUGCCAAUGUGACUGUGCUGCCCGAGCGAAGGAUUAAUCAGGCACCUCAGGUGGUUAUUUCACCACGUGAACAGAUCAUCCGGCAACCCACAUCGAAUGCGGUGCUCGAUGGCAGCACCAGCACCGAUGACGAUAAGAUCAUCAAUUGGCACUGGGAAGUGAUUUCGGGACCCAUUGGCUAUCAGCCUCAGUUGCCGGAGGUGAAUACACUCCAAUUGGAUCUCACAUCGCCGGGAAACUAUACCUUUAAAUUAACCGUAACGGACUCGAACAAUGUGACCAACUCCACCACAGCCACCAUUGCCGUGCUGAAGGAAACGGACUAUGCUCCAGUGGCGAAUGCUGGAGAUGCCGUCAUCUUGUAUCUGCCCAAUAAUAAUGUGACUCUCAAUGGCACCGCCAGCUCGGAUGAUCAUGAGAUUGUCGCCUGGGAAUGGACCAAGGAUGCUAGUGAUGAGGCCAAGGCCGUGGACAUGCAGAACACAAGAACUCCAUAUGUACAACUCUCCAACCUGGAGGAGGGCAUGUACACCUUUGUCCUCAAGGUCACCGAUGGCAGCGGACAGUCGAGCACCGCCAAGGUGCAUGUGUUUGUCAAGCCACCAACGAAUUCUCCGCCUGUGGUGAAAGCGGGCCUCAAUGUGACGAGCAACUUGCCAGCCAACUGGGCGCUUUUAAAUGGCUCGGAGUCUAAGGAUGACAUUGCCAUCAAGAGUUAUCAAUGGAAGCAGUUAAGUGGACCCAACAAUGCAGUCAUACUCAAGUCAAAUCAAUCUAUUGCCAAUGCAACAAGUUUAACGCUUGGACUCUAUGAAUUCGAAUUGAGCGUAGCGGAUGAGAACAACAAUACGGCGACAGACACCACUUGGGUGAAGAUUGUGCAGGAACGCAAUGCGGCGCCAAUUGCCAAUGCUGGUGGAGAUCGCACCAUUACGCUGCCUGUAACAGCCAUUUAUUUGAAUGGUUCCCAAUCCUCGGAUGAUUUGGCAGUGGUUAAAUAUGCCUGGACACGUGAGGAUAACAGUCUGGCAGCAGGUGUCAUCGUUGGAGACACGGAAAAACAGUCAAUAAUGAUUCUGACAAAUGUGGUGCAAGGACGUUACGUCUUCAAGCUGACUGUAAGCGAUGAUCAGGGAUUAACUGGGACUGAUACGGUCAGCAUAAAUGUGCAUGCGGAUCCCAUGUUGAUGUAUCUGGUGGAAAUGACGCUGCCCAUGGGCAUCUCGGUGAUAACCAAGAGCGAACUGGACUCCACAGUGCAAAAAUUGCAACUUUUACUGGGCGACGACAAUAAGAUCAAAAUCAGGGAACUCAAAUAUGAUCUGCACACGGAGGCAGCAGUUCUCGUCUUCUAUGUCCUGGCAAAUGGAGCACAAUCGAAGCCUUUGAAUGGACUUCAUGUGGAGCGUUUGCUGCGUGCCAAGCUGCAAAAGGAUGCCUCUAUUUUGGGUGCACUUUAUGUGGACAUUAGAACUACAAUUUGUCAGAAUAAUUGCUCGGGACAUGGCAGAUGCAAUCCCGCAACGAGAGCCUGCGAAUGUGAGGCAUUUUGGAUGCCCUCCGUUGGCUACUUUCUGGACAACGAUGAGGCCAAUUGCGAUUGGUCGAUAUUGUACGUGUUUGUGGGCGUCAUUGCCAGCUGUCUGCUGCUCUCGGGAAUCUUCUGGGGAAUUGCCUGCGCCUGUCGUCAGACCAAGAAGCCGCGCAUGCGUCAAAAGGUGCAGAAAUAUUCGCUAAUUGGAGCACAAGACGAGGAGGCAGCUAAUUAUUCGCGCAAUACUUCGCUAACUGAAUCGGAGACGGAUUCGGAUGUGCUCUUCGAGACGCGAUCCAAGAGCAAUGGAAUUGGAAAGCACAAAGGUCAUCAGAGCAGUUCACAUGGCAGCGGAAGCAGCGCUGGACGAGAUGGCAACAACAAAUAUGCGAAUUCCAAAUUGGGACGCAAGAUCAAGACAUAAACAAAAGACAACUAUUUGUAUACCUAAGUGUGUGUGCGAGUGUGAAUGUUUGCGUGUGUAUGCGUGUGUGAUAUAUCUAUAUAUAUAUUUGUAAUUUGUAUUUCUAUAUAAUCAUCUAAACUAUAUGUACUUGGAUAUUUUGUACUCGCAUUCUACAGCUAUCUAUUUAUAUGUAUAUGUAUCUGUAUAUGCAUUUGUAUCUGUAUCCUAUUUGUGUAUGUGUGCGUGUAUGUUCCUUUUACUAUUAUGUGAUAUGUGCACAACCUCUUGUUUAUUUUUAAGCUUUUUAUUAUUGUUUAUCGCUUAGUAUUAUUUACGCCGCUGCUGUGCAAUAAACCUUUUGGUUAAUUUUACAGAAUUUUUAUGAUUUUGUGCAUUUCUAGGUAUUGUUUACGAUUGUAUUGUGUAUAUAGCGAUAAAAGUUCACAAUCAAUGUAAUAAAUUACAUGUAACUGCUUAAAAACUGAAA
Drosophila innubila is the source of this 3849-nucleotide messenger RNA. RefSeq names its product dyslexia-associated protein KIAA0319. Gene Ontology annotation, cellular component: plasma membrane; cytoplasmic vesicle. The coding region runs from base 123 to 3380 and encodes 1085 amino acids. The record is from RefSeq and is a predicted model, not a curated record. Lineage: Eukaryota; Metazoa; Arthropoda; Insecta; Diptera; Drosophilidae. The transcript has 9 exons.